CUUAUACGCUAUAUUUGGCAAUAAAUAAACCAAUUGCCUUCUCAUAUAUCUAUGGGAGAAUAUCGAAUAAAAAAAUUACUAAAGAAAUAUAAAAAAGUGGUAGGAUACAUCUACGAAAAAUAAUUCUCCAGAAUAUGUCUAACAGUGUCUUGCCCAGGGAAGCAGUUCGUGUCAAAGUGAAGAAAUGUGAAAUAAAUACUCCACCAGAAUGGCGGAAAUUUAGCGUAGAUCCACAAAUCACCUCACUGGAGGUUUUAUAUUCAUUGCUUGCUAAAGCAUUUGAUAUAAAGUCUGAUUUUUCCAUUAAGUAUAAAGCGUACGAUCCAGCAGGUAAUGAAAUUUAUCUGUCAGUGCUAUCCGAUUGGGAUUUAGAUGCGGCUUUCUUGCGUAUACAUAAUAUUUCCAUUCAGACAUCAACGGAGCCUUGCCUUACUUUGCAAAUGGAUAUAAAGCCACAUACGAGCGUGAAAGAAUGCGAUUCCAAUUGUGCGACUACGCCUAACACUUUAGUCAAUUCUGGGAAUACCGCUGCAACAGCAAUGGCGGGUAGUUCAGCUGCCAGGGAUUUGAUGUCGCCUCUGCAGCAAUCUUUGGGUGCCUCCCAGAAAUAUAUGCAACAAAUGCAAAAUAAAUUGCCCGGUCUCAUUAUGAACCAAAUGGGUAAAACAUUUUCCAUGGUACAAAAAGCUUUUAAUUUGUCAGAGGAAACAAUAGCUGCUAUUCCGCCACGUCCGCCUUUGUGCGACGGCGAGUUUCGAAUGUUUUUAGAUGCUUUGGGUCAGAUACAAAGAAGUGAUGAGUUGCGUAAAGUGAUAUUCUUUGGCGGUAUUGAUCCCAGUCUCAGACGAGUGGUGUGGAAACACAUUCUCAACGUAUAUCCAAGUGCAAUGAAUGGUCAUCAACGUAUGGAUUACAUGCGUCGCAAGUCUGAAUAUUACUAUAAACUGCGAGACACUUGGAAAGCAGGUGUUAAAAACGGUUGUAUGGCUACUGGCGAAUUAGCUUAUGUAACUAGUAUGGUCAAAAAGGAUGUUUUAAGAACCGAUCGUUUGCAUCCGUUCUACGCCGGCAACGACGACAACCAGAACAUUGCAUCGCUUUUCAAUAUACUUACUACAUAUGCGCUUAAUCAUCCUUCAGUAAGCUAUUGUCAGGGCAUGUCUGAUAUCGCCUCACCUUUAUUAGUCACCAUGAAUGAUGAAGCACAAGCUUACAUUUGCUUUUGCGCGAUAAUGAGUCGUGUGAAGGGUAAUUUUAUGUUGAAUGGAAUCGCAAUGACGCAGAAAUUUGCUCAUCUAACUGAAGCAUUGAGUUACUAUGACGCAGAAUUUUGGGAAUACCUCAAAUCGCAACAAGCUGAUGAUUUGCUCUUCUGUUAUCGCUGGCUCCUAUUGGAAUUGAAGCGAGAAUUUCCGUUUGAAGAUGCUCUCCGAAUGCUAGAAGUUCAGUGGAGCUCGCUAAAAUAUGAUACAUGCGCUUUAGACAAGGAAUUGAAGUUAUACGAGAAAGAAUUCGUACCAACUUUGCAUUCGCCAUUGGUGUCUCCAGUCUCGUCAAUGAGUCCAUCGUAUUUUCUAGCCAAACCGCGAGAAAAUGCCUACACGAAAGUUUGUGAUUUAAGACGUCAAAGUUCUUCCGUCUCUCUGAAUGCAUUAAAUUCUUCAAUGGGCAAACUGGAGACUACCAAACGACUGAAUCACAGCCUGGAUGACAAUGCAACGCGAUACACUCUUAGAAGGCAAAAGCGAGCUUCGACAAAGUCUCAUCAAUCUUUAGAUGAGUCGAAAAUUAUGCAACUUAUGCAAGGAGCGGAUGAUAAGGCGACACAAUCACAUGAAAGUCGAUUAUUUGCAGAGGCUACUGUACUUGAUAGCAACAGCGAUGAUGACAAUGUGUUUAUUGAAGAAAGUGGUUUUAAAUUUCAUGAUACAAAUCCUUUUAAAGAUGCUCUUAACUGUUCAAGUUCUGCGGGUAAAGAGAAUGAAAACAAUGUGAAUAUGAAAAACUUCUUAAGCGGCUCAUCGUCGCCCACUGUAAGUGAAAACUCUAUUAGCGAACAUUCCGAAGUGUCCUGUGGCAUUACGAAUGGUGCAGCGUCACAACAAAUACCUAAGGGUAUCGCCAAACUGCAAAACAAAAACAUUCUUUCAAAUUAUAAUGCGGUCAGUAAUAUAAUUGCCAAGCAGUUGGUCCAUGCCAGUAUGGUCAGUGAAAACGUUCGACGAGUCGGUAGCUCAGGCGGAAGUCAUUUCAAAGAUUUGAAGGAGAAAAUUGCAGCUACCAGCAGAAGAGGACUUACACUGGACGAUGGCUGUAAUAGUUUUAUAAAUGAAAAAGCUCAACAAAAAUUAGUGAAAAACUUCAAUGAGUUUCUAAGUUUUACUACAAUCAACAAGAGCCGAGUAGCCAAUAAAGAAACCAUAGCGCCUUCAAACUCAACAAUUCCCUAUGACGUUAAGGAGACAGCAUUUGUCGGAGAUCAAAUAACGCAACAAUCUUUCAUAAUACAUCCACUAGUGCAAUUAAGCAAAGAAGAUUUCGCUUCUUCAUUAGAUGAUUCCGACUCUUUAUCUUUGCCGGACACCACAAAUAAUACGUGUAGCUGUUCAACAGCAGCCACUGCUAUACAGCAAAAAAAUAAUUUAAGCAGCAAUAGUUUACAUUUGGAAAUCAAUUCACUUUCCUCUUUAGGGCAUACGCCCGAUCGCUCACCGGUCUCACUGCGAAAACCACGCAUGGAGGCUGCAAAAUGUAACAACAAAGGUGACGCGAUACAACCAGAUCCAAAUGAAUCGAAUGCGAUCACGCCAGACGAUAGUCAAGAUUUGGAUUAUUACCCAAUGACGACAGCCAUCACUCAAGAGUUAGACCUGGAAGCAAAAAAUUUAGAUCGUCACGUAUUUGGCGACUUGUCAGUCAACGAUAAAAACGUCAAAUCUUGUGGUGAAAUAGAAUAUGAGAAAUUAGGCAAGGAUUCGCUUGAUAUAGAUGACGAUUUUAAAGCAAACGACGUAAACGCCUUCCAAUGUAAAAAUGUUGAAAAAAAGCGAAGAACUAAUGAGCAAGUUAACGGUAACGUACAUAUUAAUGAGCAACAAAAUCCGCAUGCGAAGGUUUUCGCAUCAAAUCCAUUCUUUGACGAAGAUAUAUUUACCGAAGGUAGCAAUGCUUUGGUAGCUGAAAAUAAUAGCUACAAUAACCAACAUUUGCCCGAAGUGUUACUGCCCAUAUCAACUGACGCGAACGAGCUUGUUGUUACGACCACUGUUGAAUUGGCUACCACGGCGGCUGAAGAAGAAAUAACUUUUCCAAAACCAUCGCAUAAUAGUAACGCUUUAGAUCCUAUUGUUGUUAAGCUACCAGCCCCUAGCGACUUUGGUGGUGGUAAUCCAUUCCUAAUAUUUUUGUGUUUGACGUUGCUUCUGCAACAUCGCAAUACGAUUAUGAAAAAUAAUAUGGAUUAUAAUGAAAUAGCUAUGCAUUUUGAUAAAAUGGUGAGAAAGCAUGACGUUACUCGGGUCCUCAAUCAGGCACGACGCAUGUAUAUUGAAUACUUAAAAACGCAAGCAUCUUUCAAGCAGCAGCAAAACGCCGCUGCCUCAAAUCCAACAACCAGUGAUGUUAAUAAGAAUGCUACCGCCAAACGGUCACAAAGUCACGAGGAAUCCAAUAUUUAUUCCUCGAAUGUAUUUACAAAAUCAUAAAACGUCCUUAGAGCAGCUCAUACAUACAUCACGGGUUUUAACACAUCAUACAUACAAUAAAACCAUCUGACAAACUUAUCGGUAACAUUUAUUUAUUUAAAAUGUCCCGCACUUACGACUGCUAGCUCUUAUUCUUAUUUAUUUAUAUAUAUAUUUUUUUUUUAACUAUUUUAGUUUGGUAUGUUAUGUUUAUAUAUAAGGUUACUUAAGAUUUUUCACAUAUGUCGCAUUUUCCGUUUAUUGUAGUAAAUAUUUUAAACGUAUGUGUAAAAUGCAU
Molecule: messenger RNA, 3981 nt
Organism: Glossina fuscipes
Lineage: Eukaryota; Metazoa; Arthropoda; Insecta; Diptera; Glossinidae
Exons: 3
Coding region: 135-3704 (1189 amino acids)
Biological process (GO): activation of GTPase activity; regulation of autophagosome maturation
Cellular component (GO): autophagosome
Molecular function (GO): GTPase activator activity
Source: RefSeq, a predicted model, not a curated record